Molecule: messenger RNA, 3916 nt
Organism: Pseudophryne corroboree (corroboree frog)
Lineage: Eukaryota; Metazoa; Chordata; Amphibia; Anura; Myobatrachidae
Gene: CCDC158
Product: coiled-coil domain containing 158
Exons: 25
Coding region: 340-3762 (1140 amino acids)
Source: RefSeq, a predicted model, not a curated record
GGAGCUAGUUAGAACACAACACUGUAUGGGUAUGGAAGAGUUGCUGCAGAUAGGCUCAGUAGAAGACCUAUUAUCCACCACAGGCACACACUAGGAAUAGGCGGGUUCCAUGUACUGUACACCCCGCAGGCUGCCGCUUGGGGUGUUUCCACGGCAACAGAGAAGCGUCCUGACCAAACCAACGGCACACAGGGGAGGGGGAGGGUAUCGCGUUACCCCCAGCGCCAUCAUUCACGGAGCAGAGUCCUGGAUGUGACCGGUUGCUGGGAGGCCAGGUGAGACUCCAUGAUUCUUCACCGUAUACGUACACGUUUAUAGUGAUUGGAUGCUACCAGGACAAUGGCAAGUCAAAACCUAUUAAGUUUAAGGGCAAAGUUGGACGAACAAACUAAUGACAUCCAAAAAUUGCAAAAAGCAGUGGAAGAAGCUACGCAGAGUACUAUAAGCCAGCUAUCACUCUCUUACCGUGAGACAUGUCGCAGGCCUUCUCCCACCAAUCACACCAACACGCCUAGUGGAUCAUGUGCUGCCAGUUCAGAAAGGGUGGAUUUUAAUGUAUUUUCAUCAGUCCCAAUCCAAUCUUUAACAAUAAAAAGACCACUGUGUGCAGGACAGACAAGCCCAAGGGAAAGCAGUGUAGCAACAAAAUGCAAUCUGAUGCAGAAACGCUUGAGUGGAACCAGCUGCCCUGCUGAGACACACGCUGGCACAACAACUCUAAAAGAUUAUCCAUCACGAUUACUUAGUGAUUCACAGAGAAGACUUCAGCAAAACAGCCACAGCAUAGACCAUAAACAACCUUCUGUCAGACAAACAGUCAGUGGGUUGGAUUCAAAGAUUCAGGAACUGAUGAAAGAGAAAAACAUUGAGGUGGACAUGAGAUUAAGGUUAUCAAAAGACCAAGAAGACACAAAUCUAAAACUACAGGUCAGAGUACAGGAGCUAGAGGCCACCAAUGUGAUGCAGGAGGAGAGGCUGAAACAGGCACAUAUUUACACUGAGAUUUUAAAAGAGAUGUUAAAGGAACAUGAUCAGGUACUCCAGGAUAUCCAAAGAGCUAUCGUGACUUACCAUGAAGAGUCUGAGAAGAACGUACAAGACAACAUUGCUCUUGACAACCUUGGGACAAUGGUGGCAAGAAUAUUUCAGGAGCUAGCCGAUGAGUUGUCCUUUCACAAACGAGAAAUCCACUCAGCUAAUGAUCAACUUGAGGUUUUGAAAAGGGAAUUGGAAGAUAGAGACUCUUGUCUAAAAGAAUAUCAAGAGAGGUGUGAUAAUCUUGCUAAUGAGCACGGACAGAAGGCAGCAGUGCUCAGUGCUGAAGUAAGCGCUGCCAGGAGCCAUGCGGAGACUAUACAGCAUCAGAUGGAAACAUUGCAAGAGCAGAAUGCGGAACAUUCAAAACAUAUCACUAAUCUGGAAUUAAAAGUGUUCAAACUACACUCUGAGCUGCAUACCAGUAAGAGAGCUCAUACAGACAAGGUAGAAGAACUGAAAAAGCAACUGAUGGAAGCCAAUUCUACCUUGGAGGUGGCCCAAAAAGAACAUACCCAGUGCAAUCAAGAGCUUGGUGAUGAACUCCAGCAGUUACAUGAAGCUUUAAAAAUGUGUGAAAAACAGCUGAGCUUGGAAAAAGAGCACAGCCAACAAUUACGGGAUCGGGAAACCGUCAACUCACUCACCAAUGAGCACUUACGUAGAGAGUUGAUUGAACGUAGUGUGGAGGUGGAUCGGCUUCAAGCAAUAGUGAAUAUGGUGAAGGAAGAAAGCCAGCAGAAGACAGAACAACAGUACCUUUCCGGCAAUGUGAUCCAGUAUCCAGUGCUCCACCGGUCCUCUCUUCAGCUACGCUCCAGUAGGAGAACUAUUCAGGAGAAAACAUCUAGUCUCAACUUCACCUCGUCCCAGCUACUGUCCAUGAAAGAUGCAUUGCAGAAAACGGCAGGUGAGCUAGCAAUAAAAACCCAGAGCCUGGAGAAUGCUGAGAAAAAUGUUACAGAAUCAAAAAACCUCCUGGCCGAGAAAGAUAAAGCAUUGAAGAGUGCUGUUGGUGAGUUGAAGAAACUGCAUUUGUAUGCCGAAGACAAAAAGCGCGAGUUACAACAGCUGAAAAUUGACAGUGAGAAGAUAUCAGAGAUACAGAAAGACUCUGAUACACUAAAGCUGCUUUUGGUGGAAAAAGAUAACAUGAUAAUAACACUGCGUGGUCAGAUUCAAGCUAUUACUCAGAUGAUUGGACAGCGGAAUCAGAAACUGGGGGCACUGGAAGCAGAAAGGUCUCAGCUACUAGAGGAAGUAACUGUUAGAAAAGCUGAAAUACAGGAUGUAAAGGCAGCAGCUGAGAAGAACACUGUGAGAAUCUUUGAGCUGGAAGAAAUGUGCACAGUGCUAGAGCUGGAGAAAGCCAACCUGACCAAUUCAAGCGCUAAGAAGGCUCUAGCAGCCAAGAGACUGAGAAAAGAAAAAGAGGAACUUAUGGCUAAGCUUAGAGAAACUCAGAGUGAUCUGGCAAAUUUAGCAGAAGACUACAAGACAUUGAAGAGUAAUUAUCAAAAUCAGACUGGAGAUAAGGAACACAUGGCGACCAUACUCAAAAUGCAGCUCAAAACCGCAAUUGCUGAACUGGAGCAAACUAAAAGCGCUCUGAAGACUGUGGAAGAUUGUGAUGGUCAUGCUAUUAAAAUUGCAACAAGAAUGCAGAAGAAAAUCACUGCCAAGAGAGAGCAGAUUGACUCACUACAAAGCAGGAUUAAUUUCUUGAAAGAGGCACUGUCCAAUGCAAUAAAGGAUAAACAGUACCAAAAAGUGGAAAAAGCAAAGUUAAUGCAGGAAUGUGCACAAGAAGCAGCUGAGAGGAAUACGCUGUCUCAUUUGGUUGAGAUCCUCAAGUCUGAAAAUGAUACCCUUAAAGGCAAGUUGGCAAGCAGAGAAGCAGCCCUGGACAAGGCUUUGUUGCAGUUGUCAGAAUGUCAAACAGUAAUCCAACGUCUGGAGCAAGAAGCUAUGUGCCUGAGGUUACAGUACACUCUGGACUUAAAGGAGCUGAAAGGUCCAGUCUUAGAAGAUAAAGCUACAAAGCAAUUCUAUCUGACAGCUCCAGUGUCUUCCCCUCAUUCUUCUGACUUUCCUGUACGUGACUAUAAUCUACACAUCAAGGCCAAUAAUAUUGCCUCAAAGCCUACUGAGCCAUCUGUUAAGGAUAACAUAGCAAAGCCAACUGAGGAUGUCAUACAUCUUUCAGACAGUUUAUCAUCAUUGCCUUGUAAAGAAGAGGCAGCUGUGAAACUAAGAAAGUGCAUUGACCAGACCUCAGGCCAUAUAUCCAACGAAACAUUUACAAAAGACCUAACUGAUUCUAGUUCAAGGACGGAUAGUUUUAGUAGGGAGCCAGUAACUUUGUACACGGCUGAUCUUGAAGAUCAAGAGCAUCUUCUAUCAAUUAUUAACACUGAGAAUUCCUACCUGGUGGAACCCUGUUACACAUCCUCUCCAAAGAAACGCAUCAGAAACCAAGAAAUUAGACCUAGAUCUCCAGUGCACUCCUUGCUGACAGCUCCAGCUUGUGGCAUUGACAUCCACAGCAACAUGGAAAGCCCUAAUAACGUACAUCCUGCUGGUAACUUUGCGCUUGAUGAACAGUAUGAUGACCUCAACACCAGCGCUUGUCAAGGUCUCCAAUAUAGAUUGGAAAGCCUGCAAAGUCUUGCCAAUGAUUUACAAGUGAAGAAUAAAGAAAUGUCAUUAAUGAUUGGGAAAAGGUAACAACAAAUCUACAAGUAAAAAAACAAAACAGAAAAAAAGACUGAAGUGAAGCAGGUGAAGGAAUUGGACUGACUGAAUUCUUCUGAGCAAACAGUGAAUGUGAAUAUAUAUUUCUCUAUCGUCCUAGUGGAUGCUGGGGUUCCUGAAAGGACCA